Messenger RNA from Drosophila albomicans, 1444 nucleotides. RefSeq lists its product as uncharacterized. Lineage: Eukaryota; Metazoa; Arthropoda; Insecta; Diptera; Drosophilidae. The transcript has 10 exons. Bases 94 to 1374 code for a protein of 426 amino acids. The record is from RefSeq and is a predicted model, not a curated record.
AAAGAGUUCUUCAGUUCAGAAGCGAGCUACAGUUCUAAACGGCAUUGAAAAGCAAGUAAGCGUGUUUCUAAAAACCGAGAAAUAUAAAAAAAGAUGCAGACAUUGUUGAAAUUGUUGGCGGUAUUAUUUAUACUCGUGCCAAGAUGCACAGCGAUCAAGGAACAAGAAGAACUUCAGGAAGCUUCAACAAAAGUACUCAUCGCACCUGUGGAAAAUCAAUUAAAACAAUGUGGAGAAAUGGAAGAAAAAAUAAAGCUCCUGGAACUUCAAAUAAAUGAAACCAAUAAAGCUAAUCAGCAACUAGACGAAUAUAAAAACCAAAUUGAAAAGCAAGGAGCCGAAUUAAAGGCCUUUUCGAUUAAAGAUGAACUUAUUGCUAACCAAAGAGCUGAAAUAGAAGAUAAACUUAAGCUUCUGGAAGAUUUCCAAUUGCAAAUUGCAAAGAAAGAAUUAGAAAUAAAGAACUUGCAACUAACUAUAUCAUCUUACGAGAACAACACAAAUAAUCAGAGUAAUCCGAAAAACAGAACACCACAAAUAGUAUGUCCCAAUCCUAUGGUCAAAGCAUAUAAUGAGGCUCCGCAGCUCAAAGAUAGACUUAAACGACUGGAAGAUAAACAAAAAUCGUGUCAGAUGGAUUUGGAGUCAGAAAGGACUGGUUCCAUCGAAAAGGAUGUGACUAUUGACAAUAUGAAAAAAGAAGCUGAGGCUAAUCAUAACCUGUUGGAAUCUCAACGGAAUGAGACGAAUUAUAUGAAUGACAGAAUUAAAGAAAUGGAAAUAGUAGCUGAGAAUAAUAAAAAUCUGUUGGAUCAAUGUCAAGAGAACAAAAGAAAUAUGCAAAAAACAGAAGAGGAGAAGAAAUCAGUCGAAGAGAAACUAAAUGAAUGUCAAUUAAAUAAUACGAAUUUAGUAAAAUUAAAGGAUGAAAGCUUCAAAGAAUAUCAAAGUAAUCAACAAAUAAUAUUAGAAUCGUGUCAGGAUGAUUUGGAAUCGCAAAGAAAUGAGUCCACUUACAAGAAUGUGACUAUUAAGGAACUGAAUAAAGUAGCUGAGUUUAACCACAAUCUAUGGACCCAAUGUCAGAAGAAUAGGGAAGAAAUCCAAACAGAACUUGAUUCUUAUAAAACAAAGGAUGCGAACAACAUCAAUUUAGUCGAAUCAUGUAAAAAACAAUUGGAAUCGCAAAAACUUGAGACCUCUUCCAAAAAUGCGACUAUUAACAAAUUGAAUAAAGGUUUGGAUGAGUGUAAAAAGAACAAGGAAGAACUCAACAAUCGGCUGAGCAUCAUUGAAAAAUGCCACAAACAAUGCAACGGAGAAGGUUUCUUUAAAAAUGCAUGGUGUAAAGCGAAAUGCAAAUGGAAUUGUUAGCAGUUCUUUCAAUAUCGAUGUUAUAGAUUUAAGUCAGCUGAUUCUUCUGUUCAAUUUCACUUUUCAAUUC